Suricata suricatta (meerkat) is the source of this 1010-nucleotide messenger RNA. RefSeq names its product interferon regulatory factor 8 (gene IRF8). Lineage: Eukaryota; Metazoa; Chordata; Mammalia; Carnivora; Herpestidae. Gene Ontology annotation, molecular function: protein binding; RNA polymerase II cis-regulatory region sequence-specific DNA binding; DNA-binding transcription factor activity, RNA polymerase II-specific. Gene Ontology annotation, cellular component: nucleus. The transcript has 9 exons. Gene Ontology annotation, biological process: regulation of transcription by RNA polymerase II; immune system process. The record is from RefSeq and is a predicted model, not a curated record. Bases 27 to 1010 code for a protein of 327 amino acids.
GGGCGGAGGGCCGGCGCGGCGGCAGGAUGUGUGACCGGAAUGGUGGCCGGCGGCUUCGGCAGUGGCUGAUCGAGCAAAUCGACAGCAGCAUGUACCCUGGGCUGAUUUGGGAAAAUGAUGAGAAGAGCAUGUUCCGGAUCCCUUGGAAGCACGCGGGCAAACAGGAUUAUAAUCAGGAAGUGGAUGCCUCCAUUUUCAAGGCCUGGGCCGUGUUCAAAGGGAAGUUUAAGGAAGGGGACAAGGCUGAACCAGCCACUUGGAAGACCAGGCUACGCUGUGCUUUGAACAAGAGCCCCGAUUUUGAGGAAGUGACAGACCGGUCCCAGCUGGACAUUUCAGAGCCGUACAAAGUUUACCGCAUCGUCCCGGAGGAGGAGCAGAAAUGCAAGUUAGGCAUGGCGACCGCCGGCUGCGUGAGCGACCUCACGGAGAUGGAGUGCGGGCGCUCUGACAUCGACGAGCUCAUCAAGGAGCCUUCCGUGGACGAGUACAUGGGGGUGGUCAAGCGGAGCCCUUCUCCACCAGAGGCCUGCAGGGCCCAGCUGCUCCCGGACUGGUGGCUCCCGCAGCCCAGCACAGGCCUGCCGCUGGUCACCGGGUACACCGCCUACGACGCGCACCACGCAGCCUUCUCCCAGAUGGUCAUCAGCUUCUACUACGGGGGCAAGCUGGUGGGCCAGACCACCACCACCUGCCCCGAGGGCUGCCGCCUGUCGCUGAGCCCGCCGGGCCCGACCCAGCACGGGGAGCACGUGCAUGAACGGAAGGCUGCACGUCCCCAGGGCGCCCGGCUGACCCAGGCCAGGGGGCCUCGUGCAGACCACGGCCACCACCUUCAGGAGAGCGGCUGGGACCCUGCUGACCGUAGACUGUGGUGUGGCCCCAGGCCCGGGGUCCGUGUCCCCGCCGCCACCCGCCCCGUUGACCAGGGCGCCCACCGCCCCCAACCCGCCCGGGCCGCGUCCACACGCGCACCACGACCACCACCGGCUGGCCCGUGGGUCGACUGA